AUGAAGUUUGAAGAUCUUCUCUUAGAGAUAAAUGGCUUUGGAAGGUUCCAGAAGAUGAUCCUUUGCCUUAGCUUCGUGGGGCGUUUGACCUUACCAUGUCACUUCCUGGUAAACAACUUCAUUGCGAGUAUCCCACCCCACCACUGUGACAUCAGCGGUCUGGAUGCUGCGGGCGUCUUUGGGAAUCUGUCGGUGGAGGAGAGACGGACGGUCAGUAUCCCGAUGCAGGCGGAUGGGACGCUGUCUUCCUGCCUCAUGUUCCCAGAGCCCCAGUUCUACCUGCUGCUCAACACCUCCAGCAGCACCGGACUUCCUGCAGAACCGUGUAGAAAUGGAUGGGUGUACGACAACAGCACCUUCACAAGCACACCGGCCACUGAGUUGGAUUUGGUGUGUGAGAAGAAAGGGUUGAAUAAAGCCACUGCCACCAUCUUCUUUGUGGGGGUCAUGUUUGGAGCCGUGACCUUUGGUGGUCUGAGUGACAGGUUUGGUCGCAGGAUAAUGCUUCUGGUGUCGUACGUGUCUGGGAUGAGCUUUGCGCUGAUCAGCGUUUUCUCCACCUCCUACAUCAUGUUCGCUGUGCUCAGGUUCCUGAGUGGCUUCUGCAUCACAGGCAUCGUCAUUGUCACCUCCGUGCUCAAACAGCGGACGGUGAGAACAGUAGUAGCGGUGCUCGGUAAGGGGUGUUCGGCGGCCUCUUUUGACACCCUUGUUCUGUACAGCUCGGAGCUCUACCCAACCGCAAAAUGGCAUAAUGGCAUGGGCUAUAACUCAUUCAUGGGUUGUGUGGGGGUGGCGAUGGCCCCCCUGAUCCUGCUGUUGGAUGACGUGUGGAUGGGCCUUCCUCAGGUCAUCCUGUUCUGCAUUGCACUGGGGUCCAGUUUAGUGGCCAGCCAACUGCCUGAAACACGAGGCCGAUGCCUGCCUGAGACCAUCGAAGACAUCGAGGGAACAAGAGCAUCACAGGUGGAAUCCCCCGUCCUCUCUCAGGAGAAUGAAGAGAAUGAAGUGGAAGGAUGA
Messenger RNA from Alosa alosa (allis shad), 1020 nucleotides. RefSeq names its product solute carrier family 22 member 7-like. The transcript is spliced from 6 exons. Gene Ontology annotation, cellular component: membrane. Gene Ontology annotation, molecular function: transmembrane transporter activity. Bases 1 to 1020 code for a protein of 339 amino acids. The record is from RefSeq and is a predicted model, not a curated record. Gene Ontology annotation, biological process: transmembrane transport. Lineage: Eukaryota; Metazoa; Chordata; Actinopteri; Clupeiformes; Clupeidae.